CGUUUUCUUUUUGCGAGGAGCCGAGGGUAUAUAUGGAGGAGGAACACUUCUGGCCUUUCAGUGUGGCGAAGGACGGCAGUGGUGGAAGUGUGGAGUGCUCACGAGAGGAAGGUACCACAAUGCUCCCUACGUGGCUGGUGAGAGCGAUGGUGAUGGCGGUGGUGGUGGCGGUGGUGAUGGGGAGGGCGUUGCCGGACCGAUCCAACAACCCACUGCUCAUCUUCAGUCAUAUUCUCCAAGGGCAGGACCCAGCUGGUGCCCCUCGCCUCUUUGAUGAUGACUUUGAUGAUGAUGAUGAUGAUGAUGAUGAGGGCUACUUCGGUGGUGAUGUCAACCCCUUCAGCUUCUUCGGCUAGAUGAAGAUGAUUGUGAUAGUGAUGGUGAUGAUGGUGAAAAUGACUUUGCUGUUGAUGAUGACUGUUUUGAUGGUGAUGUCCGUCCUUUCAUAUUCUUCUGCUAGAUAAUGAUGGUGGUGAAGAUGGUGGUGAUUGCUUCUUAUUGAUGGUGUAACGGCUGAUGGUGAAUAUGAGUAUUGAUGAUGAGGGUGAUGAUGGUGAUAGUGAAAUAAGCUUCCAAGUGAUGUAGUAGCUGAUGGUGAAUAUGAUGAGUGAUGAUAAUUGUAGUGAUAGUGAUGAUGAUGAUGAUGAUGAAAAAAAUAUAUUCCCAGUGAUGUAAUAGCUGAUGGUGAAUAUGAUGAGUGUUGGUGAUGACGGUGGUGGUGGUAGUGAUGGUGAUGGCAGGAGAGAAUAUUCUGAUGAUGACAGUGAGUGAAGGUGAAGAAGGUACUGAUGUGCUAUGUAAUGGUGAUGAUGAGGAGGAUGAUGAUGGUGACGAUAACUAUUUUGACAACAAUGAAAAUGGAAAUGAAGAUGAAGACGAAGAAGAAAGAAAGAAAGAAACUAAUAAAUAAAUAUAUAAAGAACAAGGAUCUAUAGAUUAGAAGAACGAAACAAGAAACAAACCAGGAAAAAAAAAAAAACGUUCGUAGAGAAAAUACAAAGCAAAGGAAAAAAAAAAAAAAAAAAUAUUAAAACUGUGCAAUAAAAAAAAAUAACUUAUAGAUGUAUUAAACUAUAA
Molecule: messenger RNA, 1077 nt
Organism: Scylla paramamosain (green mud crab)
Lineage: Eukaryota; Metazoa; Arthropoda; Malacostraca; Decapoda; Portunidae
Exons: 2
Coding region: 33-356 (107 amino acids)
Source: RefSeq, a predicted model, not a curated record